AUGACUGCUCAGAUUCCACCCACACUCCUGAAGCUGGCAAGGCAGGCUCUGCUGAGAAAUGAGACCUUGGACAUGUCAGCUCUGGACAAACUGCCCAUGGAACUCUUGCCAACACUGUUCAUGGAAGCCUUCACUGGCAGACACACUAUGACUGUGAAGGCAAUGGUGGCAGCCUGGCCUUUCCCCUGUCUCCUUAUGGGGGCAUUGAUGAAGACUCUUGAUUUGGAACCUUUCCAGGCAGUUCUAGCAGGAGUAGACAUGUGGCUGCAAAGAAAGUUUCACCCCAGGGGAAAACUUCAAGUUCUUGAGCUAAGAAAGAAACAGCAUGAAUUUUGGAGCAUAAGGGCUGGUGCAGAGGAUGGUGACUGCUCAGCAGAGACCCCAGAUGAGCAGCAAGUAGUGAAGGUCCUUCCCAGAUAUGCACUGCGGUGGCACCUGAAGGUGGUAGAUGACCUUUGCCUCAUGCCGUGUGUAGAUGAAGAACAAACAUGCUUCUUGCAGUGGGUCGAGCAGAGAAAGGGCUCCAUCCAGUUCUGCUGUAUGAAAAUGACCAUAUGGGCUCUGCCUUUCCAUGUUAUCCAUGAGGUCAUGAAUGUUUUUCAUCCAGAGCACUUCAGGGAAUUUGCAUUGAACACAGAAUGGAAUAUGUUUAUGAUGGCACGGUUUGCUCCCUGCCUGGGCCAGAUGAGAAAUCUUCACAAACUCUUACUGGUACCCAUCUACAAUAAUGUCUUCAAGAUUAGCAACAGGACAACAGACAGGGAAGACAAGUGUAUCAACAAGUUAAUUUCUCAGUUCUCCAGAUUCAGCUGUCUCCAGCACCUCUGCUUAAAGAGCAUCUAUUUUCUCAGAGACGGCAUCAAUCAAGUCUUCAGGUCCCUGAUGACCCCAUUGGAGACCCUGUCCAUCACUUACUGCCACAUUUCACAGGCAGACCUGAAUUACUUCUCUGAGUGUCCAAAGCUCUUUCAGCUGACGCAUCUGGACAUGAAAGGUGUGCCCUUAAAGGCUUUGGAUCUUAUGCCUUUCCGAGUCCUCUUGGAGAAUGUGGCGCACAUUUUGCAGUCCCUGGACCUGAAGGGUUGUAGGAUGAAGGACUCUCAUCUCACUGGCCUCAUACCUGCCCUCAGCAAGUGCUCCCAGCUGGCCAAGGUCAGUUUCUAUUACAAUGACUUCUCCAUGCCCAUCCUGAUGGUCUUUCUGCAGCACACAGCCAACUUGAGCAAGAGUGUGACAGACACUUUGCAGCCCCUGGACAAGAAGGGUUGUAGGAUGAAGGACUCUCAUCUCAUUGUUCUCAUACCCACCCUCAGCAAGUGCUCACAGCUGGCCAAAGUCAAUUUCUAUGGCAAUGACUUCUCCAUGCCCAUCCUGAUCGACUUUCUGCAGCACACAGCCAACUUGAGAAAGAUGAAUGUGGAAGAUUAUCACCCUUACUACCAGGUUCAGGAUCAUGUGGGGUCAAUAAUUCCAUGA
Messenger RNA from Meriones unguiculatus (Mongolian gerbil), 1476 nucleotides. Its product is annotated as PRAME family member 12-like. Gene Ontology annotation, cellular component: cytoplasm. NCBI's taxonomy places the organism in Eukaryota, Metazoa, Chordata, Mammalia, Rodentia, Muridae. The record is from RefSeq and is a predicted model, not a curated record. Gene Ontology annotation, biological process: negative regulation of cell differentiation; negative regulation of apoptotic process; negative regulation of DNA-templated transcription. The transcript is spliced from 5 exons. The coding region runs from base 1 to 1476 and encodes 491 amino acids.